GUCAAUUUACAUUUCAGGACUUCAUAAACAUCAUACUCUCCAAGACACAACGAAAGACCCCUACAGUUAUUCACAAACAGUUUAAAAUAUCUCGUAUACGUCGUUUCUACAUGACGAAAGUAAAAUAUACACAACAGAGUUUCCAUGACAAGCUUACUGCAAUUGUUACCGAGUUCCCGAAAUUAGAGGACUUGCAUCCUUUUUAUGCUGACCUGUUGAACACAUUGUACAAUAAGGACCACUACAAGCUUUCCCUGGGUCAAAUAAAUAUGGCCAGGCAUCUUAUAGACAAAGUUGCAAGUGACUAUGUUAAGCUCCUCAAGUAUGGUGAUUCACUCUACAGGUGUAAGCAGCUAAAGAAAAGUGCCUUGGGACGAAUGGCCACAAUAAUGAAGAAACAAGGACCACCACUAAAGUAUCUUGAGGAAGUAAGACAGCACAUUUCAAGGCUUCCAUCAAUUGAUCCUAAUACUCGAUCACUACUGCUGUGUGGCUGUCCUAAUGCUGGAAAGUCAUCAUUUAUCAAUCUUAUAACUCGUGCUGAUGUGGAGGUUCAGCCAUAUGCCUUUACCACCAAGUCUCUCUAUGUUGGCCACACGGACUAUGAAUAUCUCAGGUGGCAGGUUAUUGAUACCCCUGGAGUGUUAGACCGUCCAUUUGAUGAAAUGAAUACCAUAGAAUUGCAGGCCAUUACAGCAUUGGCACAUAUUCGUGCAGCUGUCAUUUUCUUCUUGGAUAUCUCUGAAACGUGUGAUAUACAGAUUGAGCAACAAAUGAAAAUUUUUGAUAGCAUAAAGCCACUGUUUGCAAACAAGCCUUUAUUGGUGGCAUGCAACAAAAUAGAUAUCAUGAGUUUAGAGGGAUUGGAGGAAAAGUACCCUGAAAAAAGGGAACUGAUUGCUGCACUGGAGCGUGAGAAUAUUCCAGUCAUGGAAAUGUCAACUUUAUCACAAGAAGGUGUAAUGGAAGUCAAGAAGGAGGCUUGUGACCGCCUAUUGGCAAAGAGAGUGGAUGCAAAGAUGCGUACAAGAAAGGCUGAUUCUAUUCUCAACCGUGUUCAUGUAGCCAUGCCUGCACAGAGAGAUCAGAAAAUAAGAGAACCUUUUAUUCCUGAAAAGGUUAAUCAGAAGAAGUCAGAAGCAGCUAAACCCAAAAAGAAAUUUGAGAGGGAUUUGGAGGAGGAAUUGAUGGAUGAUUACAGUCUUGACCUUAACAAAAAUAAAGAUCUUGAGAAUGAUGAAUGGAAAUAUGACAAGAUUCCCCAUAUUGUAGAUGGAUACAAUGUGGCUGAUUUUAUUGAUCCAGACAUCAUGAAAAAACUGGAAGAACUUGAAGCAGAAGAAGAAGCCCGUGAAAAAAAUGGUUUCUAUGUUGUGGAAGUGGAAGAAGAGGAUGAGGAGAUGAAAGAAAUCCACAGACUAGCUCAAAAAAUCCGUGAAAAGAAGAUUAUUAAUGCAAUAAAUGCUAGAAUUGAUAGGCCUAAAGGUAAAGCUGUAAUGCCACGUGUCUCUAGGAAACGCGAGAGAUCUGUAUCUCGUCUGAGAUCAGAGUUUGAAGAAUUGGGAGUGGAUAUGUCUGAUGUGGAUGGUUGCCACUUCACACGCACCAAGAGUGUAUCAAGGUCACGUCCUCCACUUAAGAAAGCUCGUGUAGACUCAGAGGGUAGAGUGCGGUCUAGUUCCAAAACUCCUCGUGACCAGUCAGGAGUAAGAGAUGCAAAGAUGGCCAAGAAGAUGAAGACCAUUGGACGCAAGGCACAGUCGCAAUUAAACAGAGAUGGUCGCAAGGGUGAAGCUGAUCGUCAUGUCUAUAAUCUUAAACCUAAGCAUCUCUUUGCUGGAAAGAGAGGUCUGGGUUCUGCUAGCAGAAGAUAAUUUUUUCCCCUUGCACCACAGACCAUGAAGUCUGUCCAAAAAUUAUUUCAUGUUAAAUUAUAAUGUUUAAUUAUUAUAAUUUACCUUAAUUUUACUGCAAACUACCAGUUUUUGUAGUUUCUAAAUUUUUUUGUGGAAAUUUUAAUGUGUAACAGCAUAUCAUUGUAUUUGGGAAAAGAAGUUUUUCUUGACUUGGUAUUCAUAGUUCACGUAAGAUUUGUUGUGUAUAUUUUUUUUUUUUUUUUUUUUUUUUUUUUCAACAAUUCGGCCGUCUCCCACCGAGGCAGGGUGACCCAAAAAAGAAAGAAAAUCCCCAAAAAGAAAAAUACUUUCAUCAUCAUUCAACACUUUCACCACACUCACACAUUAUCACUGUUUUUGCAGAGGUGCUCAGAAUACAACAGUUUAGAAGCAUACACAUAUAAAGAUACACAACAUAUCCCUCCAAACUGCCAAUAUGUGGUAGUAGGUUGGUAGACAGCAACCACCCAGGGAGGUACUACCGUCCUGCCAAGUGAGUGUAAAACGAAAGCCUGUAAUUGUUUUACAUGAUAGUAGGAUUGCUGAUGUCUUUUGUCUGUCUCAUAAAUAUGCAGGAUUACAGGUAUGUCUUGCUACUUCUACUUACACUUAGGUCACACUACACAUACAUGUACACAUUUAUUUAUUCACACUCAUCUGAGUUUUCUUUGAUUUUAUCUUAAUAGUUCUUGGUCUUAUUACUUUUCCUUUUAUAUCCAUGGGGAAGUGGAAUAAGAAUCUUUCCUCCGUAAGCCAUGCGUGUUGUAAAAGUCAACUAAAAUGCCGGGAACAAUGGGCUAGUAACCCCUUUUCCUGUAAAGAUUACUAAAAAGAAUAAGAAGAAUUGUGUAUAUAUUAUUACAAAUUUAUUUGACAAUUCAUUGUUCAGGCCCUAAUAAAAAUGUUACUACAGA
Molecule: messenger RNA, 2809 nt
Organism: Cherax quadricarinatus
Lineage: Eukaryota; Metazoa; Arthropoda; Malacostraca; Decapoda; Parastacidae
Source: RefSeq, a predicted model, not a curated record